AUGAACCACAACACUUCACAAGUGGAGGAAUUCAUCAUCGUUGGCUUUCCUGGACUCCAGAAUCAGGAGAGCAGGGCAGUAUUUUCUGGCAUCUUCCUGGUGGCCUAUUUGCUAAUACUGCUAGGAAACCUAUUAAUAAUUUUAAUAUUUGCAAUGGAUGAAAGUCUCCACACUCCAAUGUACAUGCUGAUCUGCAGUCUGGCCUUUUUGGAUGUUAUACUCUCAUCUGUCGUCAUUCCUAAAAUGUUAGUAGUCGUCAUGUUCGACUCUAAGGCCAUCACUUUUGUGGCCUGCUUCAUUCAGCUUCUAUUUUACCACGGCUUGAUUGCAGCCGAGUCUUUUCUUCUUAGUCUCAUGGCCUAUGAUCGAUACAUAGCCAUUUGUCACCCACUGCACUAUCCUACUAUAAUGACCAACAGUCGUGUUUUUAAACAAAUUGUUUGUUGUUGGGCUGGGGGGCUUUGUGGUCCAAUAAUCCCCAUUGUUCUCGCUCUCAGGUUGCCAUUCUGUGGACCUAAUAAAGUGCUUCACUGUUUCUGCGAUCACGUGUCUGUUGUGAGACUAACCUGUGCCGACAUCACCAUCAACAGCUAUGUGGCGUUAACCAUCUCUCUGUCCACCCUCUUCAUCCCACUGACAUACAUUCUCUUCUCAUACAUCAGAAUCAUCCGUUCAGUGUUCAAGAUUGCCAGCUCAGAGGGGCGACUCAAAGCUUUCUCCACCUGCGGAACUCACCUUCUGGUCAUUUCAGUCUUUUUUCUGAUCGCUGCUGGAGUCUACAUCUCUUACCGCGUGCCUGGUACGUCAGCAGAUAUGCGAAUCAUGGCGGCCGUACUUCAGAAUGUGAUUCCUCCUCUGAUGAACCCCAUUAUUUAUUGCCUGCGGACUAAAGAGAUCAGAGACAGCUUUGUAAAAAGAAUUCAAAGGACUCAAAUUAUGCCAAAAUGA
Molecule: messenger RNA, 948 nt
Organism: Erpetoichthys calabaricus (reedfish)
Lineage: Eukaryota; Metazoa; Chordata; Cladistia; Polypteriformes; Polypteridae
Product: olfactory receptor 6N1-like
Exons: 1
Coding region: 1-948 (315 amino acids)
Biological process (GO): G protein-coupled receptor signaling pathway
Cellular component (GO): membrane
Molecular function (GO): olfactory receptor activity; G protein-coupled receptor activity
Source: RefSeq, a predicted model, not a curated record